Linum tenue is the source of this 306-nucleotide messenger RNA. The record is from the annotation of a GenBank genome assembly. NCBI's taxonomy places the organism in Eukaryota, Viridiplantae, Streptophyta, Magnoliopsida, Malpighiales, Linaceae.
AUGGCUUGGAAUAAGAAGGAAGCUCUGUUCAAUUUGCAAAUCAUACCUUUCUCGGCCUUUUGGCUAAGAUCAAGUGUAGUAUCUGUUCUUAUCAGUUUAAUAUCUGAUACGUGGGCCAAUGGCCCACACGAUAUUAAAUUAAUUUUUAUAGGGGGAGAAGGCCCACUACUGGAGCUUGCUUCAGGAGCUUUCUUGCGUGUCGCUCAUGCGUUGCACUAUUGCACGGGCCUGGCGCACCCCACCAAUGCGAGUCCAAUCCUUGUGAUCAAAGCAAUUGGGACGAUUGCCAUUUUGAAGGAAAGCUGA